This is a messenger RNA of Physella acuta, 714 nucleotides long. Its product is annotated as kelch repeat and BTB domain-containing protein 3-like. The record is from RefSeq and is a predicted model, not a curated record. NCBI's taxonomy places the organism in Eukaryota, Metazoa, Mollusca, Gastropoda, Physidae. Gene Ontology annotation, molecular function: protein binding.
AUGGUGAAGUCAACCCUUGCUUGUGGACUACAAGAAUGUUUGAGUAAAGAAUGGAUGGGAGAUAACUUCAGGGACUUUAGAGUUGUGGUUGAUGGCUCAGAGUAUUUCUGUCACAAAUUUAUUUUAAGUGCUUGCUCCACUUUCUUUAAGACUUUGCUGGGAUCGGAUUUUAAAGAAAAUAAAGACGAACGUGUUGAGUUAAAGAACAUGAGCAAAGAGAUUUUUGAUGUUAUAAUCAAUGCAAUUUACAAAGGUGUUGAUGGUCUGACACUAGACAAUAUCAUUAGUGUGUGGCAAGCUACUCACAUGUUGCAUAUACCAUUUCUUAUAGAAGAAUGUGAAAGAUUUGUUGUGGAAAAUAUGUCAUUAGAUAAUUACAUUGUAUAUUAUCCAAUGGCAAAACUUUUAAAUUCAGAGAAUGUCAUUACGUUUACAAUUGGAUUUAUGAAAGAAAAUUUUGAACCUUUUUGUGUGACUGAGACAUUUCUAGAAUUUUCUUUUCCAAUGUUGUUUUCCUUUGUGGAUGAUGAUCGCCUUAAAGUAAAAUCUGAAGAUUUAGUUUUAGAAUCGAUCAUCAGCUGGGUUUCUUAUGUACAAUGUAAACCACAUCAAGUGGAAUACAGUGACACUGAAACAAACAACACACAAGCAACAGCUAUAGAAAAAACUGAUGAAAUACAGAACUAUAAGAGCCAGGAGAAGUUGAUUAAUUGA